AUGGUCCCGUCCCCGCUGCGCUGUAGGAAUGCCAAGAAGGAAGGGGACCUGCUGGCGGCCCAGGCGCGCCUCAAGGACGUGGAGGCCCUGCUCAACUCCAAGGAGGCCGCGCUCUCCACGGCCCUGGGCGAGAAGAGGAACCUGGAGACCGAAGUGCGGGACCUGCGCGCGCAGGUGGCCAAGCUGGAGAGCGCCCUGAGCGAGGCCAAGAAGCAGCUGCAGGAUGAGAUGCUGCGGCGGGUGGACGCCGAGAACCGGCUGCAGACGCUCAAGGAAGAGCUCGAGUUCCAGAAGAACAUCUGCAGCCAGGAGCUGCGGGAGACCAAGCGGCGGCACGAGACGCGCUUGGUGGAGAUCGACAACGGGCGGCAGCGGGAGUUCGAGAGCAAGCUCUCCGAGGCGCUGCAGGAGCUGCGCAGCCUGCACGAGGCCCAGAUCAAGCUCUACAAGGACGAGCUGGAGAAGACCUACGGCGCCAAGGUGAGCGGCGCCGGGGCGGCGCGGGGACGCGGAGCAGGCGGCGGCGGCGCUGCGCACGAGGAGCUGCAGCAAACGCGCAUCCGCAUCGACAACCUCUCCUCCGAGCUCAGCCACCUGCAGAAGCAGCUGGCCGCCAAGGAGGCCAAACUGCACGACCUGGAGGAUGCCCUGGCCCGGGAGCGCGUGGGCAGCCGGCGGCUGCUCUCCGACAAGGAGCGGGACAUGGCCGAGAUGCGGGCGCGCAUGCAGCAGCAGCUGGACGAGUACCAGGAGCUGCUGGACAUCAAGCUGGCCCUCGACAUGGAGAUCAACGCCUACCGCAAGCUGCUGGAGGGCGAGGAGGAGAGGCUGGGGCUGCCUCCCAGCCCCUCUUCCCAAAAAGGAGCAUCCCGUGGGCACGGCGGCAUCCACUUCUCCGCCCCGGGCUCCUCCAAGAAGCGGAAGCUGGAGGACAGCGAGAGCCGCACCAGCUUCUCCCACCACGCUCGGACGAGCGGCCGCGUGGGCGUCGAGGAGGUGGACCUGGAGGGCCGCUUCGUGCGUCUCAGGAACAAGUCCAACGAGGACCAGGCCAUGGGCAACUGGCAGAUCAAGCGGCAGAACGGGGAUGACCCCCUCAUCACCUACCGCUUCCCACCAAAGUUCACCCUGAAGGCCGGCCAGAUGGUCACGGUGAGUCGCUGCCCAUGACACCACCGGGCCCAGACCCUGUCUCCAGAGCAGCCGGGAGCACUUGGAGGCGAUGGGGAGCCGAGGAUCCCAUCGGGUUCCUCAGCGCGUGGCUCUGAGGUGGCCAUGCGCAAGCUGGUCCGCACCGUGAUCAUCAACGACGAGGACGAGGAUGAUGAGGACGACGAGGUCAGCAUCCACCACCGCCAUCACCACGCCAGCUGCAGUGGCUCUGCUGACCCUGGCGAGUACAACCUGCGCUCGCGCACGGUGGUCUGCGGCACCUGCGGCCAGCCGGCCGAGAAGUCCGGGAGCCAAAAUGCCGGCAUCGGCACCAUGUCCUCAGGAUCAUCCACCUCCAGCGUGACCGUCACCCGCAGCUACCGCAGCGUUGGCGGCUCCGGAGGCGUCAGCAGCAGCCUGGGGGACAACCUGGGCACCAGGUCCUACAUCCUGGGGAGCUCCAGCCCCCGUAGGCAGGCUCAGGCUCCGCAAAACUGCAGUAUCAUGUAACUCCAUGGCGCCAUUCCCAUAUUUCCUGGCCAUCUUGAGCUAGUUUUUCCCAAAGCAACAAAUUUCUUUUUUUUUUUUUCCAUAAAAAAGGGGUCUAAAACCAAGGUUGGGGUU
Tinamus guttatus (white-throated tinamou) is the source of this 1776-nucleotide messenger RNA. NCBI's taxonomy places the organism in Eukaryota, Metazoa, Chordata, Aves, Tinamiformes, Tinamidae. The record is from RefSeq and is a predicted model, not a curated record.